This is a messenger RNA of Populus trichocarpa (black cottonwood), 1067 nucleotides long. RefSeq lists its product as uncharacterized. The record is from RefSeq and is a predicted model, not a curated record. The coding region runs from base 238 to 930 and encodes 230 amino acids. NCBI's taxonomy places the organism in Eukaryota, Viridiplantae, Streptophyta, Magnoliopsida, Malpighiales, Salicaceae. The transcript has 2 exons.
AAAAUAGAAAAACAAGUGUCCAAAAAGGCACAAAAACGUCUACUGCCUCGGGACCACCAUUCCCAUUUCUCCUUAAUCUCUGCAACCCUUUUAUUCCCUUUGUAAACAAUAAACAAACACUUUUCUUUCCCGGAAAAUAAAACCCAUUUUCCUUUCCUUUACAAUGUUUGGGAAAUAAGUGAGACCCCUUUUCUACAGUUUUCUUUCCCUUUUCUCUUCUCGUUCUCUCUACCAUUGAUGAUGGUGGCGAAGAAGCAUUGUUGUUGCUGUGAAUGGAAGUGGAUUGUACUUUGCCAGCUAUUCCUAGCCACUGUUGUUUGCUCCAGUCACCAUGGGAACCCUGCGAAUGAUCUUGUUGAUAUCAUCAAUAAGAACCGAACAUCCCAGAAACUCCCACAGCUGAAUGACAAUCCUGGUCUUGGCUGCAUGGCUCUGCAAUAUGUUGAAUUAUGCAAGGGAAACUGUACUAGCAAUGGUGUUGUGAAUUGCAAGCCACCUGAAGAUGACUUUACUGAGGUUUUCGGUCCAAAUUGUGGCGUAGAGCUGCCCACAUUUGGCACCGUAACUGGCCAUAUUGUAGGUUGUCAACCCAAGUACCUUGAGCCAUCACCAGCCUUUUCCCAUGUUCUGGUUAAGGACAGUAAAGCUUUAUCCAUAAUAAGAAAUAAAUCGCAUACAGAAGUGGGAGUAGGCUUGGUUGGGGCUCAUAAAGGUUCCUUCUUUUGGUGUAUUUUAUUUAGUGAUGGCAAGACAAAUUCCACUUUUAUUCUUGAAGAUAACGGCGAAGGGAUCAAGCAAAAGAAGGGGUGCUUUAGUGGAAGCACUUUUCCAUGCAGCAGUGGACAGAGGAUCCCUGUGUUUCUUAACAAUGUUUUGGCCUUAGUUCUUCUACGUAUUAGUCUGCUACAACACUGGUAUCCAACUUGGUAAUGUGAAUUAUUUUCUGAGAUAAAAUGUGCUCGGAUAUUUUGUUAUAUAGGUGGGGAGGACAUUGUUUUCGUUGUUGAAGAUCCUUGUGAGAGUUGUAAUUUUUUUCCACAUUUAUCAUUUUCUUGCAGUUUGUAUCA